Camelus dromedarius (Arabian camel) is the source of this 2751-nucleotide messenger RNA. RefSeq names its product basic leucine zipper nuclear factor 1 (gene BLZF1). NCBI's taxonomy places the organism in Eukaryota, Metazoa, Chordata, Mammalia, Artiodactyla, Camelidae. Gene Ontology annotation, biological process: Golgi organization; Golgi to plasma membrane protein transport. The record is from RefSeq and is a predicted model, not a curated record. Gene Ontology annotation, cellular component: Golgi membrane. The transcript has 7 exons. Bases 354 to 1559 code for a protein of 401 amino acids.
UAUUUUUUGAUAAGGGUUUAACAAGUUUUCACCUCCUGAAGUCUUACACCAUAUGUUCUAUGUUAUUUGAGUUUAAAUGAAGCACAGAGUGUGAUUACCCUUUUCUUUGGGAAAAGCAUUCCGGAAAGGAAACCCUGAGUAAUCGGAAGUGAUUAGUAGUGAACCAGACGUUUGAUGUCACCAAGGCCUGGGCGGAUCGGUUUCGGAGUGUGAGAGGAGUGUGCGGGGAAGUUAACCCAGGGAUACUAAGCCGAAGAACCUGUAAAGUGAGGCCCCCUGCGAUAGGAAGAGUAGGAAUCUGAGAGGUUUUUUCAGUAGAAGUCUUGGGGUGCAUUUUCAGUUGUUAAAAAAAGAUGGCUACUCUUGAAAGUUUAGAAGCCAAAGUCCUCCUUACUUCAACUCCAAUCCGAGGAGCGGGAGAUGGAAUGGAAACUGAGGAGCCACCUAAAUCCAUUGAAGUUACCUCUGGAAUCCAACCUAUAAAGCAUCACAUCCUUCAGAGUCCACGGAAGAAAGCAGUUCCAUCAGAGAGCCCAGGAGUUCUUCAGCUAGGGAAGAUUCUCGCUGAGAAAGCAGUGGAAGUCGAAGCUGUAAGAAUAUUAGUUCCCAAAGCCGCUAUAAUCCAUGACAUUCCCAACAAAAACGCAAAGGUGAAGUCUCUGGGACAUCAUAAAGGAGAAUUCCUCGGCCAGUUGGAGGGAGCCGUAGAACCCAGAAAGGAACUUUCCGAGGUAAAGAAUGUACUGGAAAAGCUUAAGAACUCUGAAAGGAGGUUACUGCAGGACAAAGAAGGUCUUUCAAACCAGCUGAGAGUACAGUCCGAGGUCAACCGUGAGUUAAAAAAGCUGCUGGUGGCUUCGGUUGGAGAUGAUCUUCAGUAUCACUUUGAACGUCUAUCCCGUGAGAAAAAUCAACUUAUUUUAGAAAAUGAAACCCUAGGUCGAAACAUAGCUCAACUUUCUGAACAGUUAGAACGCAUGUCGAUACAGUGCGACGUGUGGCGAAGUAAAUUCCUCGCGAGCAGGGUUAUGGCAGAUGAGUUAACCAACUCGAGAGCGGUUUUACAGCGUCAAAACCGUGAUGCACAGAGUGCCAUACAGGAUCUCCUCAGUGAACGGGAACAGUUUCGUCCGGAAAUGCUAUCUACCCAGAAACUGUUAGAAGAGCUCUUAGUCUCCUUGCAGUGGGGAAGAGAACAGACUUACUACCCCAGCGCACAGCCGCACAGCACAGCAGAACUAGCAUUAACGAAUCACAAGUUGGCAAAAGCAGUAAAGUCUCACCUUCUGGGAAAUGUUGGCACUAAUGGUCAAAAAAAGAUUCCAUCAACAGUUGAAUUCUGCAGCACCCCAGCAGAAAAAAUGGCUGAAACGGUUCUCCGUAUUUUGGAUCCAGUUACAUGCACAGAAAGCUCACCUGACAAUCCAUUUUCUGAGUCUUCACCAACCACCUUACUUGCUACAAAGAAAAAUAUUGGACGAUUUCAUCCCUAUACUAGAUACGAAAAUAUAACUUUCAAUUGCUGCAAUCACUGCCAGGGAGAACUUAUUGCCCUUUAACAUUCAACGUGUUGGAGGCACACUACAGGCACUUGCUUGUUACCCAAGAGUCAUUAUUAUUUGGGAGCUGGGGUUCUUUUAAUGCUAAAAGGAUUAUCACUUUCUAUUUAAAUAAUAUAUAUCCCUAUAGAUAUUUCAUGUACUGGACUCCAGAUUACCCUUUCUUAAUAAACAUCUCAGGGUAAGAAAAGAAUGAAACUGCACAGAUAUAUUUAAAGUAGAGAAUACUUUCCAGGCAUUACAUGAUGGUUUUCCUAAAGGACUAAAAGAAAAAGAUUGUAUACCUUUCUUUUAGGCCCAAAUGUAUUGUUUCUCUUGCUAUCCAUUUUACAUGGGCAGACUUAGUUUGUACUCUACAGCAAAGACUGGCAGACUGCAGCCUGAGUCACAUGCAGCCAUGCCCAUUCAUUUGCUGUUGUCUAAGGUUGUUUUUUUGUGCUACAGCAGCAGAACUGAGUACACACAGCACGGUUUGUGGGGCCAGCAAAGCCUAAAAUACUUAUUGUCUGGCCCUUUACAGAAGAAGGUUUCUGACCCUCUCUAAAGUAAAAGUUGCUGGCAAGGGUUGGGGAAGGAGUGAGGGAGGAGUCCUUUCCCUUUUUGGUGAUUUUGUGCCAGGGCUACAGAAGAGUCUUAUGGAAAUACUAUGGUGAGGGGACUAUUUUAAAAAUAAGUGCUAUGUGUUAGGAAAAUUUAAAGUAUUUUAGAGCCACAUUAACAAAUGUUUGAGCAAAACAUGUUCUCAUGUUGGUUUUCGCAGGGGAUUCCGUAUUUUCAAUGGAUGCCACUUGAUAUGUAGAAGAAACAUUUUAACUAUUGAGCUCAUUUUGGCAAAUACAACACAACAGGAAUAUCCAAUUUGAUACUUAGGAAAUAGGGUGGAGAAAGUAGGACCUUUCUAAAACUUGUACAGACUCAAAACUGCAAUUCAGUUUUUACUAUGUAAUAUAUAUUAUUAUUUAUUUAUGAUGGGUCAUCAUAAAACACCCUUGUAUUGGCCUUUAAAAAUGUCUACAAAAUGUUUAUGCCAAAUUACUAUAAUUAGCUGCAGAAGUACUUCUCAGAAAAGAAAUUCUUUUAAAAGACAAAUCUGGUCAAAUAACAAUUUUAGUAUCAACUUAAUGAUAUUUUAUUUGGUCUGAUUCAUCUGAGUUAUAGUUUGAAGUGGCAAUAAAAUUCUCUACCUUCUUCA